Molecule: messenger RNA, 1725 nt
Organism: Anopheles nili
Lineage: Eukaryota; Metazoa; Arthropoda; Insecta; Diptera; Culicidae
Product: protein eva-1
Exons: 10
Coding region: 1-1725 (574 amino acids)
Molecular function (GO): carbohydrate binding
Source: RefSeq, a predicted model, not a curated record
AUGGAAUUAAGGCACGUCAACUCGAUGCAUCAAUAUAUCGUUUACUGGAUUACGGUGCUGACGCUGCUCACCAGCUUGCCGCGAUUUCUGCGAGCUGAUCCCGAAACGCAAAUAUUUCGCGUGGACCCACUAGCACUGCUUUCGGGAACGUUGCGCACAUAUCAGCGGGCCGGCUGUGAUCGAGAGCUUGUCACAUUAAGCUGUCCCCGUGGAACGAGCAUCUCGAUCGAGAUAGCACAGUACGGUCGAAGUGGAGAUGCAAAUGAAAGAAACCUGUGCCCAGCAAGCACCGAAGAUGCACUUGACAUCAACAUUCCUGGUACGGAAAUCGAAAUAAAAGCACCAGAAAGCUGCACCUGGCCGAACGCAUUACAGUACUCGCUGCUGCAAACGGUCGUGGAAGCAUGCCAAAAGAAGCGCCACUGCAAGUUUCUCGCGUCGCCGAAAACCUUCGGUGGCGAUCCGUGUCCGGGCCAGCGGAAGUUCGUCGAGGUGGCCUACAAGUGCCGACCGUACGAGUUCCGGAGCAAAAUCGCCUGUGAAAAUGAUGUAAUUCAAUUAAUUUGCAACCCUUACUCGCGGAUAGCGAUCUACAGCGCGAACUACGGUCGGACCGAGUACGAAAGUCUUCAGUGUGCACAGCCACAGGGCGUCAAGGAGGAAAAUUGCCUCGCGUCGUACGCCACGGAAACGGUGAUGCAAAAGUGUCACGGCAGGCGGAAAUGCACACUUUCAGCGGAUAGCACUACAUUCGGCAAGCCGUGCCGGCCCGAUUCGAGGAUGUAUUUAAAAGUUGUUUACACAUGCGUGCCUAGGAAGGUGCUGAAGGAUCGCUUCGAAGCGGCACCGGAACCGGACGAACCGCUACAGAGUGACCUCGAGCAGGACCAGGACGAGCUGUACGACGAGGAUCAGUUUUUCCGCGAAUCGGACGCUGCACCACCCGGUCCAGCACCGAAGUUGCAGGGUGGUCCAACGAACGGACGGGCGUCGGACGUCCCGAUCUACGUCGGUCCUUCCAGCAGUACGGUCGCGUCACCACCACGAUCAAUCCACGACAUCAUGGACGAUAGUGAUUUUUCGUUCGGAGAAAAUCAAGAGAAAUUCUACCUGUAUCUCAUCGUGGCCGUUACGGUGGCCGUGCUUCUUUGCGUGACGAUCGUGAUCGGCCGACUGGUGAUGCAGCGGCGCCGUACCGCAAAGGACGGUGACGAUAAAUUCCAGACAUCCAACACCGGUGAAACCACGCUUCCGAACGGCUUCACCGACGAUAUAUCGGAAAUCGAUGCCGAUAUCGACCUGCAGACGCCACUUCCGGUUCCGAGUGUCUCGCGCAGUGAUAGCUACGGACCUUACACACCGUCACCGGGACCGUACGGAAACCUUGGGCCGUCGAACAUUUCGCACACCUCAACCACGAUGCUUGUGCCACCGUGCUCGGUGGGUGCCAUCAUGAGCACGUCGCAGCCACCGGGAUACCUCAGCGGUCCAAUCAACAUCAUGCCGUCGCAGUUGGGUUCCAGCAUAGGUGCGAUAAGAACGCCGCUAGCGGCAAUGACGACCCUUCCGAGGCCACACCAGGCAUCCCAACAGCUACCGCCAGGAUUUCUCGGUGGCUCAGUGAUCGGUACUCAAACGCUACGCCGUCUGUCGAACGACCACGACGGUAAUACGCCACGCAGCCUCAGUAGAGGAGCUACCAACGCGCAGUACUACUACGGAUGA